CAACUUUAACUGAUUUCAGUUUGAUUUAAAUCGAUCCAAUUCCGAUCCGGUUUUAAUUUUGAACCGGCCCUGGCCGGUCAUAGUUGCGGUCAUUUGCACUCCCAGUCUCCCUUCCUCACUUCUACUUUCUCUUCUCCAUCAACAAUGCCCUGAUCAAGUGUUGCUUGUUUUUCUAGCAGAAACACUCCCUCAAUAAGCUCAAAAAUGUUGUCGUUUUUGCUCUCUCGCGCUUCACGCAACACCACCACUAGAAGGUUACUCAGUUCCUCUCUCUCCUCUUCGCUUUCUCUCUUCAACGACAUAGUCAUCGUCUCUCCAAGUCGCCCAUCAGAACCAAACCCUAAAACUAACCAGAUCAUCCGUACACUUUACCCAUUUACUCAAUCUUACUACUGGAGGAAUUUCGAAUUUUCCCGCAACUAUCUGAACUCUAAUUUCUCCAAUUUGAGGUUUGUUGGAGGAAUUUCCACUUUGUCGAGCUCGAAGAACGAGGAUAAUCGGGAGAAUGGAGGGUUGUCGAAAGAAGGAGAGGUGUCUUGGAUUGAUUUGUACUUGCCGAGACUGGUUCGCCCUUAUGCACGGCUUGCUCGACUUGAUAAGCCGAUAGGAACUUGGCUGCUUGCUUGGCCUUGUAUGUGGUCGAUUACGUUGGCAGCAACCCCAGGGCACCUUCCUGAUUUUAAGAUGAUGACUUUAUUUGGUUGCGGGGCUUUGCUUUUAAGGGGUGCUGGAUGUACCAUAAAUGAUCUCAUUGAUAGAGAUAUUGAUACCAAGGUGGAGCGUACAAAGUUGAGACCAGUUGCAAGUGGUCUUUUGUCACCAUUUCAAGGGCGUUGUUUUCUUGGUUUUCAAUUGCUCUUGGGUCUUGGAAUUCUCCUUCAACUAAAUGAUUAUAGCCGCAUUUUGGGAGCUUCAUCCUUGUUGCUAGUCUUCUCCUAUCCCCUCAUGAAGAGAUUGACAUUCUGGCCUCAAGCCUAUCUAGGUUUGACAUUUAACUGGGGAGCUUUGUUAGGUUGGUCUGCUAUUAAGGGAAGUUUAGAUCCAGCUAUUGUUUUGCCACUGUACAUGAGUGGAGUAUUUUGGACCCUUGUGUAUGAUACAAUAUAUGCACAUCAGGAUAAGGAGGAUGAUCUCAAAGUGGGUGUUAAAUCAACUGCCCUGAGAUUUGGGGAUUCAACAAAGGAAUGGAUCACUGGGUUUGGAAUUGCAUGCAUUAGUAGUCUUGCCCUCAGUGGAGUCAAUGCUAAUAUUGGAUGGCCGUUUUAUGCAUUUUUGGCAGCUGCUUCUGGACAUUUAGCUUGGCAAAUAUGGACAGUUGACCUAUCUUGUCGGGCUGAUUGCAACAGAAAGUUUGUGUCAAAUAAAUGGUUUGGUGCAUUAAUUUUUAGCGGGAUUUUGUUUGGUAGAUACUUGUGAUAGAGUUGAACUUUUCAACGUUGUUUUGAAAACAAGCAGCAGAAAAUCUUUGAACAAGCUUUGAAUAUUAUUCCAUUAUAAUGUAUCAGAAACUGACAAUGGGAUUGGGAGACUAACCCAUUAUCAAUCUUCAAACUGGAUAACCAAACAGGAAGGCAUUCAAAGUUAAUUUGUGAAGGGAUUCAAUGUGCAGACUCCUGGAUUCUCAUUGAUUGAUAUUUGCCUUCCUAACUUCAUGCUCCCGCAUAGUUUCUGCCUUUCUGUGACUGUAAUGUGUAUCAGAGGUCUCUAGCUUUUUAACCAAAGAAAGAAAAGAAUAGCCAUUCUGUCAUAUUAGCUGAAAUUAUGAUUGAUCUUCUGGCCAUUGUUUUUGUUUUCAUUGAGAUCAUUAAUUUCCACAUGUAUUUUGAAUCAGAACUUACAAAGUUUUGUUCUGAUUAUUGGGUGAUUGAUCCUUUGUAUUAAGACA
Molecule: messenger RNA, 1885 nt
Organism: Hevea brasiliensis (rubber tree)
Lineage: Eukaryota; Viridiplantae; Streptophyta; Magnoliopsida; Malpighiales; Euphorbiaceae
Product: 4-hydroxybenzoate polyprenyltransferase, mitochondrial
Exons: 9
Coding region: 205-1416 (403 amino acids)
Biological process (GO): ubiquinone biosynthetic process
Cellular component (GO): mitochondrial inner membrane
Molecular function (GO): prenyltransferase activity
Source: RefSeq, a predicted model, not a curated record